This is a messenger RNA of Galendromus occidentalis (western predatory mite), 1181 nucleotides long. Its product is annotated as UDP-glucose 4-epimerase. NCBI's taxonomy places the organism in Eukaryota, Metazoa, Arthropoda, Arachnida, Mesostigmata, Phytoseiidae. Bases 120 to 1181 code for a protein of 353 amino acids. Gene Ontology annotation, cellular component: cytosol. Gene Ontology annotation, molecular function: UDP-glucose 4-epimerase activity. Gene Ontology annotation, biological process: beta-D-galactose catabolic process via UDP-galactose, Leloir pathway. The record is from RefSeq and is a predicted model, not a curated record. The transcript is spliced from 6 exons.
GCAGACAGCAUCCGUGCUUGAAGAGAGCAGUAGACUCCCGACGGCGGCGUCCGAUUUGACGUCGAACAUAACCAGUUGUUGUUUAUUCGACCAAUAUAUCGUCGACGAUUCGAAACGCCAUGGCUAAGACCGUAUUCGUCACCGGAGGCGCCGGCUUCAUCGGCAGCCACACCGUGAUUGAGCUCCUCAACGCCGACUACGAUGUGGUCGUCGUGGACAACUUUGCUAACUGUGUCGAGUCGAAGGGACGGAUGGCCGAAUCUCUGAUCCGCGCGCAGCAGAUCGCUGGAAAGGAGAUCCAUUUCUACGCAUGCGAUCUGCUCGAUAAAAACGCACUCAGCGAAGUCUUCAAGAAGCAUAAAAUCGAUUUUGUAAUCCACUUUGCCGCCAUGAAAGCUGUGGGCGAAUCGAUGCAGAAACCCCUGUUCUACUACAAGAACAACAUCGUCUCUACGAUCAAUGUUUUGGAGGUCAUGAAGGAGAACGGAGUCUACAACAUCGUGUUCAGUAGCUCGUGCGUUGUUUACGGGGACCCACAAUACCUGCCGAUUGACGAGAAGCAUCCAGUCGGAAAUGUGGCGAACGUCUACGGCAGAACCAAAUACGCCAUCGAGAAAAUGCUCGAAGAUAUUUCCCGAGCCGAAAAGCAAUGGAAUAUCAUCUGCCUGCGGUACUUCAACCCUCUCGGAGCUCACUCGUCGGGACGGAUCGGCGAGGAUCCAGUCAGAGCGUUCACGAAUCUAAUGCCGAUCAUCGGCGAAGUGGCCAUGGGUAAACGUGAGCAGCUCGACAUCUACGGCGGCGACUACAACACCGACGAUGGGACUGGUAUACGCGACUUCAUUCACGUUAUGGAUCUCGCUUCCGGUCACGUUGCGGCUCUGAAGUCCCUCGACAAGGCAGUUCGCUUCAAAUGCUACAACUUGGGCACCGGUCGAGGAACGUCGAUUCUGCAGCUAAUCAAGGCCUUUGAAGAAGUCACCAAGAGACCGAUACCCUACAAAAUUCACGAGCGUCGUCUGGGCGACAUCCCGGCAAUUUGGGGAGAUUGCAGUCUAGCUCUGAAGGAACUCAACUGGACGGCGAAACACACUCUCAAUGACAUGUGCUUAGAUUUUUGGAGAUGGCUCUCGGCGAAUCCGGAGGGUUAUCCCAAAACUUCGAGGAUAAUUUCUGCUUGA